Molecule: messenger RNA, 2835 nt
Organism: Perca fluviatilis (European perch)
Lineage: Eukaryota; Metazoa; Chordata; Actinopteri; Perciformes; Percidae
Product: RILP-like protein 1
Exons: 8
Coding region: 231-1589 (452 amino acids)
Biological process (GO): cilium assembly
Cellular component (GO): ciliary basal body; cytoplasm
Molecular function (GO): protein dimerization activity
Source: RefSeq, a predicted model, not a curated record
GGAUAUUGAAUGCAGCACCAAAAGCAAAGUUUGACAGUCAACAAACUGAAACAAGUUCUUCAAUAUCAGGUUCACACGCACCCCUAGCUAGCUAGCUAGCUAGCUACCUAGUUCACGUACGCUUCUAGCUUGUGUGAGCUAGUUAUUCUACAGCAAAUGUGAGUCUACUCAGAGUGUCCGAGGAAAGACAGAUAUGUUAAAUGUCGGAGGUGUAACUGCAGAGGACAGACAUGGAAACCUCCGUUAUGUCAGCGCUGGAGAGACCCGUGGGGGAGCUGACGGUUAUGGAUGUGUACGACAUAGCUGCGGUGCUCGGACAGGAGUUUGAGCGGGUCAUCGACAGGUUUGGGUGCGAGUCUCUGGUCGGGGUGGUGCCCAAAGUGGUGCGGGUCCUGGAGAUGCUGGAGGCCCUGGUGAGCAGCGGACCCACCGGACAAGAGGCCGAGGAGCUGCGUAGGGAGCUGGAUAGGCUGCGGCAGGAGCGCAGCGACAGAUACGAGCAGGAGAGGAAGCACCAGAAGGAGUUGGAGUUGGUGGAGGAUGUAUGGCGAGGAGAAGUCCAGGACCUGCUCUCUCAAAUCACCCAGCUUCAGGCCGAGAACAAGGGGCUGUUAGUAAGCCUCUCUCUCAAAGAGUCCCCUGUCACAGAGGAAGACCUGCAGAAACAGGAGGGAAUGUCAGAGAAGGAGAGGCAGGUGAUGAAUAAGCUGAAAGACUUGGUGGAUAAGCAGAGGGAUGAAAUCCGGGCUAAAGACCAUGAGCUGACACAAAAAAACGAGGAUGUUGAGGCACUCCAGAUGCAGCAACAUCGGCUAAUAAGAAUCAACCAGGACCUUCGUCACAGGACAGGAGUGAUGGAGGCUCAGGGAAAGGCAUUGAUCCAACAGAGGGCUGAGCUGGAAGCUGCAGCCCAGGCACGGCAGCAGGAGCUGGGGGCUCUGCAGCUGGAGGUCGCGAGGCUGAGAAAGGAGCUCCGAGGGUGGGAACUGGAGAGAGAGGUCACUGGUAUAGAAGAAACCUCUCUUACCAGAUCUGGGAUGUCACCACCUAAAUCACCACAGAUGACGUCUUCGGCAUCUAACUCCGAACCAAAUUCAGUGUGGGUGGAGUGUGGAGGGGAACCUGGCUUCCUGGCAAACUACUUUAAGAGUCCUUCCCUUCUCCCAGGGUCAUCAAAGAGAGAAAAUAAUGAGGAAGAGGGUGACGAAGACGAGGACACAACAGCAUUUUUACUGAAGGUGUCAGCUGAGACGGAGCCAGAGGAGGAGACAGACAGCCUGGAGCAGGAAUCAGACAAACCUUGCUUCACCCUGCAGGAGCUGCGGGACGUCCUGCAGGAGAAGAAUGAACUCAAGGCCCAAGUGUUCGUGCUACAUGAAGAGCUGGCAUAUUACAAAAGUGAGGAGUUUGGGGAUGACAUCAGCUCCAUUGUUUGUCCUCCGUCUCCUCCACCAUGCUCCAGUUCCACUGAUCUGGCCGAAUCAGGAAUUAGACGCUUGAUCUUCACUGCUAUAAUGCCGAUGGUGGCAGCCGGAUUGAUUUCAGACGACCCCACAUUGAUGCCAAUCAGAAGACUUUUCUUCGUAUGACCUUGAGUUUUAAUUGUAUUAUUGCUCUUAUUUUUCACCACAAUCCUCUAUGACAGUAAACUGAAUAUCUUUAAGUUGUGAAGAAAAACAAGACAUUUUUUACUAUCUGACAUUUUAUAGACCAACAACUAAUGGAGAAAAUAAUCAGCAGUUUAAUCAACAAUGAAAAUAAUACCCAGUUAAAGCCAUACUUUGAUACAUAACUGUGACGAUAAAUGAACCACUGGUUUUGCAACUUUUGCAAUACAUUUUGGUAGCAUUUUAGCUAGUCUUGCAUAGCCAGACCUGUCUUCAUAGCGUUGUGUCAGCGCUGGAGUAUGAUCUGGCUACACCGCUUAUCAUUCUGGGAUAGGGGAAAAAGUGGAGGGGAAUGCUUUAGAGACGUGCCAGAUGUCAGGCUUUAUCCCAGCAUCGUACAUCCGGUAAGCCAGACUACAUAUUAGCUAACUUGGUAAGAGCUUUAAAUGAACCUAAGUAGUUAAAAUAUGAGAAAAAUGUCUAUAAAUGGACAUGCUUAUGUAUAUUUAUGACCUCUUAGUGGCUACAAAAAAAGUUACAUUACCUGUCAGUGCCACACUUUAUAUAUUACGAUGAAAAAGUUGUACUUCAUUAGGUGUAAUCCUGCACAUGCUGCUGUAAUAUCAAAUAACUUAGCACCCAAGUGUCCACUCUACAUUGCUUGAUCCAAAUACAGAAAUUUUGUCACUGCAUUGCCCAGAGUAUGAAUUGAGUUUUCACAAAAACUUUCAUGUUGCUUAACAUUCUCUGAAUAAUGACAUCGGGUGUUGGGAAUGGGUCUAGCUGCUAUAAGACAUAUAAAUGGACAUCUUGUGUCAUUUAUGUAUAAAUUAUGUUAAAAUGUAUCUGAUUAUAUAACAAAUUAUUGUUGGUGUUUGAGUGGGGUUUGAAGGUGCAGCAAUGGAGUUGAAUGAUUAUGUGCCUCUGUUUUCUGAGACUGUUUGAGACAGUGUACUUAGUCCCCUGAAUUGAUAAAAAGAAGAUUCAAUUCAUUUUUAUUUAUAGUAUCAAAUCAUAACAAGAGUUAUCUCAAGACACUUUACAGAUAGAGUAGGUCUAGACCACACUAUAAUUUACAAAGACCCAACAAUUCCAGUAAUUCCCAUAAGAGCAAGCAUUUAUGAUGUUACCGUAUACUUGGAGCACUACAGUGGGGCACCACACUGUGGUCAUCACCAGUACAUAUAUUCCAACAAUAAUGAGUACUGUAAAAAAAAAAAAAAAAAAA